Molecule: messenger RNA, 1686 nt
Organism: Sphaeroforma arctica JP610
Lineage: Eukaryota; Ichthyosporea; Ichthyophonida
Exons: 8
Coding region: 163-1584 (473 amino acids)
Biological process (GO): carbohydrate phosphorylation; galactose metabolic process
Cellular component (GO): cytosol; cytoplasm
Molecular function (GO): galactokinase activity; ATP binding
Source: RefSeq, a predicted model, not a curated record
UAAAGAAAGCAGUCCACACACUACAAACUAACCUUAAACGAGUUUAAAAAUAGUAUAAAUACCAGAACGAACUUACUACAUGUGAAAUUCAAGCAACAAUACCCAUAUCAAUUACAAUAACUCACACUACACAUUCGACACACAGAUUUCAGAACCAUCAAUAUGCCUACUUCAUUGAAGAAUGUCUUGACAUCGAUCACAGAACAACUCGUCAAGGGUGGAAUGACCUCUGGCGCUGCCCAGGACAAAGCACCGCUGUUCAAAAAAGCUGCUACGCUACUGCAAGAGGAUGGCGCUUCUGAGGACUGUGAAGUGAAUGCCUACUGGGUACCCGGACGAAUUGAGGUCGUCGGCAAACACACAGACUACUGUGGAGGCCGAUCGCUCUUAGCAGCCGUAUCCAAGGGGUUCGCCGUGGUUACCCGAGACCGUGAUGACGAUAUUGUAAAGAUCAUCACCACAUUUGCCAGCGGUGAGAAGAAGGUAGCCGAGGUGCGCAUGCACAGAGACCUUGAUCCAGCUGAGGGGGAGUCCUGGGUCAACUAUCCAGCCACCACAGUCCGCCGAAUGGUUCGCAACUUUGGUAUCAAUAAGGGAAUAGAAAUCGCUAUCGGCUGCGAUCUUCCGGAGGCUUCCGGUAUGAGCACCUCGUCAGCGGUGAUCUGCUACAUGUUCAUGACACUCUCCGCAAGAAAUAACAUUGAGGAGAAUGAGACCUUCAAGAAGCACCUACCAACCACAGAGGAGCUGUACUCGUACUUGGGGUUCAUUGAAAAUGGACAGAACUGUAACGAGCUAGCCGGAGAUAAGGGUGUGGGAACAUUCGGAGGCAGUGAGGACCACACAGGUAUCAUGAGUGGACAGGCGAUGAAGCUGAACAUGUUCAGUUACUGCCCCACGGCGCAUGAGGGGGCGUUUAGUUUCCCUGAGGAGGUGACCUUUGUGAUUUGUGUGAGUGGCUGUAUAGCCGAGAAGACGGGAGCGAAGAUGGGUGAUUACAACAAUGCCGCCUUUCUGGCGCGGGAUGGAGCAAAGGCCUGGAGCAAGGCGACCGGCAAAUCUGCAGCAAACUACAAAGAAGUCAUUGUCCACACAAAGGAGGGCGGCAGUACAGGCGUCAAGGAAUCAAUUCUGGACCAAAUCGCCAAAUUUGACGAUGGCAAACAUUAUCCAGAAGACGCAGACCGCAAGUACCCUGCCGGAGCACUCACUAGAAGGUUCGACCAGUUCUACGAAGAAAACGAAGUUAUCGUUCCGGGAGUGGCUAAGGCGUUCGCAGAAGCUGACUACACGAGGCUGGCAGAGCUUACUGAUAAGUCACAGCAACUCACUGAUACGGGCCUGAUGAACCUUGUACCGGAGACGCGAGCUUUGCCUAAGUUGGCUCGAGAAAACGGUGCUUUAGCAUCCAGUGCAUUCGGGGCUGGUUUCGGUGGAAGUGUUUGGGCUCUGGUGAAGAAGUCAGAGGAAGAGAAAUUCACAAAGGCGUGGGCUGAUGCAUACUAUCAGGAGUUCCCAGAGGUGAAGGGCAGGGCGACGUUCUUCGACAUGGUACCUGGGCCUGGGGCAUUCUCUCUGUUCUAAAGGAUAGAUCCAAUAGGCUGCGAGAUGACUGCAUGCGAACAUAGUAAGUAGAACAUAGUUAAACAAAAGGAAAAUGAAAAUAAAUGACAAUCCUCUCAGAAC